GGACGCAUGAUUAGACGCGUCUAGUUGAACGUCGCGACGCGGAUGGGAAACAUCGAAAAUCCACCAUCCGGGACGCGUCGGGAUUUCCUUUUGACAAAAACUCGCGUGAAAGUUUCCCAAUUUAAACCAAUUUAAAAAUACAAAUGACAGGUGCGGACAUCGAUAAGUUUGUUUCGUGUUAAAAUAGGAGACAACUAAUUAGUUUUAAAGUUUUUUUGAAAUAUAGGGGCAAUAUGGUUGGAUACUAUAACAAUCAAGGUACACAGGGUGUUCCCACCUCAGCGGACCUGGAAAACAACACAAACCAAAAAAAGUACACCGUCAACCGACCGUCUGGUAGCAGCUUAGUGAUAUCUAAAGCCUUGUGUACACUGAUGGCUAUAGGUGCCCUUCUGCUGGCUGUUUUAGUAGGACUAGUUGUAUUUUUCUUAGUUCCUAGAGGAUGUAACGGCGAAGCAUCCAGUCCGCUAGCGUCUUUAGUCCAACAAGAACAGCCUAGUUCCAAAAAUGAAGUUAACGAAAGGCUUCCGAGAAGUAUAAGACCUUUACAAUACACGAUACAAAUUAAACCAGACUUCCAAAAUUCCACAACGUACGGGUACGAAACCAUCACUUUGCACCCCAUAGAAGAUUCAGACACUAUAAUUUUCCAUGUGAAUAAAAUUGAAAUAUUAGAACCUUCUGUACAAUUAGCAGAUAGUUCAAACCCAUCAGAAUCAAUACAAGUAGCUUCCCAAGAAUACCUAGAAGGAGAACGUUAUAGAAUAAUCCUGAAGCAAAACCUACAAAAAAACAAAAAUUACGUGCUAAAUUUAGCCUUCAAUGGAGAACUCAAUAAUCAGCUUCAAGGUUUUUACCGAAGCGAAUAUAUCAGUCCAUCGGGAGAUAAAAGAUUCGCUGCGAGCACCCAAUUUUCGCCCACCGAUGCCAGACGGGCAUUCCCAUGCUUUGACGAUCCUUCGUUUAAAGCUAAAUUCAAAAUAAGAUUAGCCAGACCUGCUAAUAUGUCUACAUUGUCGAAUAUGCCUUUGAGCCAAUCAGAAUUAUUUGAGACUCCUCAAGGUCCUUGGUAUUGGGACGAUUAUCCAGAAACUCCAGAAAUGUCAACUUACUUGGUUGCUUUCAUAAUAAGCGAUUUGGUGCAACUCAAUUCGAAGGAUGACCUGAUUAAAAUAUGGGCUAGAAGAGAGUUUUUGACUCAAACUGAUUAUGCUGGGAAAAUUGCUCCUACCAUUUUAAGGUAUCUGGAAAAUUAUUUCAGAAUUGGAUUUCCACUGAAAAAAAUCGACAUUGUUGCAGUGCCUGAAUUUGGAUUUAGUGCUAUGGAAAAUUGGGGACUUAUAACAUUCAGGGAAAGUUCUUUGCUGUUCGAUAACUUCAGCUCUACUGUUGAAGAUAAAAGAACCGUUGCGACAGUUUUAUCUCACGAAAUUGCCCAUCAAUGGUUUGGUAAUCUUGUUACACCAAAAUGGUGGAACGAUUUAUGGCUAAAAGAAGGUUUUGCUACUUAUAUUGAAUACUUAGGAGUUGAUCAUGCUGAACCAUCAUGGAAAAUCCUAGAAGAAUUCUUACCAAGCGAAAUCGAACGAGCAAUGGCUUUUGACUCAUUAGAAUCUUCAAGGCCUAUAAGUUUCGAAGUUCACAAUAGCAGACAAAUAAGACAAACCUUUGACGAAAUCUCUUAUGCCAAAGGUGCUUGUAUCAUUCGAAUGAUGAACCACUUUCUAGGAGAAGAAACUUUCAAGAAUGGCUUGAUUAAGUUUUUGGAAAAAUAUCAAUACAGUAAUGCUGACCGUAAUGAUUUAUUUACAAGUCUUACUGAAGAAGCUCAAUUAAGAGGCUCUUUAGGAAAAAAUGAAACUGUAAAGCAUAUCAUGGAUACUUGGACAGAACAAGCUGGAUUUCCUGUUAUUAAUGUUCGUGCCGACUAUGAGAAAAACACUUUGAAUCUUGUUCAAAAAAGAUUCCUAAUCACAAAUCCAAACUCGCAAGAUAAAUCAACCUGGUGGGUGCCAAUUUCCUAUACAUCCAGCCUGAAUCCAGAUUUCGAAAGCACCGCACCAAGAUUCUGGAUGAGAGGAGAAAGUGAGAUUACGGAAAAAAUUCGUCCUAUCGGACAGUGGUAUUUGUUGAACAUAAAUCAAACAGGAUAUUAUAUUGUGAAUUAUGACGAGCAAAACUGGAAACAACUAACUCAGCAUAUUAUGGAGUUUCCUCCCUUGAUUCGGGCCCAAUUGAUAAGUGAUUCUAUGGAUUUGGCUAGGGCUAAUCAAUUGGAUUAUGAGAUUCCUUUGAAAUUGAUUGCCAGAAUGGCGGUCCAAGAUGUGAAUAUUAUGUUUGUCCCCACAGCAGUGGCGUUCAACAAACUUAAAUUCCUUAGCGAUCUUUUGUACGAUACUCCAGCUUUUGGAUUAUUUGAAGAAUAUCAUAAAACAAUUUUUAAAAAUACGUAUGAUGUGGUCGAUUUCAAUGACAACAUCGAUGAUUAUUUGACUAGAAGAAUACGCCAAGCUGUGUUGGAAUGGUCUUGUAAAAGCUCUGAAUCUAGAUGUGUGCACGAAUCCAGGACUUUGUUUAGGAAUUGGAUGAUUAAUGGCAGAUCGUCUUUUGAUAAUAGGAAUCAAACAAGUGAGGAAAAGAUUCUCCCAAAUCUAAGAUCUGUAGUCUACUGCACAGCAAUCAGAGAAGGUUCCGAAAUAGAAUGGAAUUUUGCGUACGAGAAAUAUUUGGAAAGCUCCUCGCCUACAGAGAAAAAUAUCCUGCUUGACUCGCUGGGAUGCACUAAACUGAAAUGGCUUUUAUCCAGAUAUUUGGAUAAACUAAUUGAUGGUUCUAGUAUCAGGAUUCAGGACGCCGAUAGGGUGUUCGAGUCGGUGGCUAGAAACAAGGAGGGCACCGUCAUUGCUUUCGAUUUUAUUCGGACCCAUUGGAACGAAAUGUUAGAGCACUAUGGCGAUGGAUUCAAUAUUUUGGGCAAAAUGGUCAAAUCUUUGGGAGUACAUAUGACUACAGAAUUUCAACUAGAAGAGCUUGAAAGAUUCAAAGACAGCAUUAAAACGAAUAUCAGCACAACAUCACAAGCUUUUAAUAGCGCAAUAGAGCAAGUUAAAGGCAACGUAGAGUGGAUGAAGAGAAAUUAUAAUCAAAUGGAAGAUUGGUUGUCGAAGCAUCAAAAACAAUUUUUAUAUUUCUGAGCUUACUGGUAUUAUAAUUUAGACAAAGAAGACUUUCACUCAUCAUUGCUACUAUGUACCCAAGAUUCCCUUAGAGUUCAUAUCAAGUCUUUAGGACUCUGAAAAAUUCAAUUGCAUUUUUGUAAUUACUAUUUCAGUGCUUCAUAAGCCGUAUCAUUUUGUAUUGAAUUUCUUACUUACUACUAACUGAAAAUUGUUUUAUUUUGCUUCAAUUAGAUUCUAUAUUUUUGCUGUAACUGUUCAAUAAAGCGCUUUAAGUAGUUGAAUGAAUGCGCCUUGUAUUGUCCUUAAAGUGAUUUCUAUAUCUAGUGCCUUAUAACAAUAUAUAUUUUCUCAGUAUUUUUAGUUACACUACUUACGCGCACUAUGUUUUUGUGAUAUUCUUUUAUUUUUACUUGGAUAUGAAUAAUUUAAUUUUAUAUUUUGUAAAAUAUUUUAUUUUUAUUGAUGAAACUUUCUCGAGGUAUUAUUAAGUUUUUGUCAUAAUUAUUUUUAACAAUCUCUUAGUUGAGGAAAAGCAUGUUUAUUUAAGCACUAUUAUCUUAUUUUUACAAAAAUCUAUUAAUAAAUAAACUUUAGAAAUAAU
Ceutorhynchus assimilis (cabbage seed weevil) is the source of this 3780-nucleotide messenger RNA. Lineage: Eukaryota; Metazoa; Arthropoda; Insecta; Coleoptera; Curculionidae. The record is from the annotation of a GenBank genome assembly.